This is a messenger RNA of Ilex paraguariensis (yerba mate), 216 nucleotides long. NCBI's taxonomy places the organism in Eukaryota, Viridiplantae, Streptophyta, Magnoliopsida, Aquifoliales, Aquifoliaceae. The record is from the annotation of a GenBank genome assembly.
AUGGCAAGCCUGAUCGGGGUCAUGCCUGCUGUCAUUGUCCGGCAGCGCAAGCCCUGGCGCCGAAAGGAUGGUGUCUUCAUGUACUUCGAAGAUAAUGCUGGUGUCAUUGUGAAUCCAAAGGGAGAAAUGAAAGGGUCUGCUAUUACUGGUCCAAUUGGGAAGGAGUGCGCUGACCUGUGGCCAAGGAUUGCUAGUGCAGCCAAUGCCAUUGUUUAG